Exophiala dermatitidis NIH/UT8656 is the source of this 1596-nucleotide messenger RNA. RefSeq names its product acetyl-CoA hydrolase. The record is from RefSeq and is a predicted model, not a curated record. Gene Ontology annotation, biological process: acetate metabolic process. Gene Ontology annotation, cellular component: mitochondrion. Bases 1 to 1596 code for a protein of 531 amino acids. Gene Ontology annotation, molecular function: acetyl-CoA hydrolase activity; acetate CoA-transferase activity. The transcript is spliced from 7 exons. NCBI's taxonomy places the organism in Eukaryota, Fungi, Ascomycota, Eurotiomycetes, Chaetothyriales, Herpotrichiellaceae.
AUGGCCGCUUCAGCGUUGCUCAAGAGCCGGUGCCGACGGCCCAGCUACCUCAACAAGCUGGCCAAGGCAGAGGACCUCAUCGACCUCUUCCCUAACGGCUCAUACAUCGGCUGGUCGGGUUUCACGGGUGUAGGAUAUCCCAAGAAAGUCCCAACUGCCCUGGCCGACCAUGUUGAGCGGAACGGGCUGCAAGGGAAGCUCAAGUACAAUCUGUUCGUGGGAGCGUCGUCGGGGGCCGAAACAGAGAACCGAUGGGCUCGGCUGAACAUGAUCGAGCGCCGGGCGCCGCAUCAGGUCGGCAAGGAGAUUGCCAAGGGCAUCAACAACGGCAACAUCAAGUUUUUCGACAAACAUCUCAGCAUGUUCCCCGUCGACCUGAUGUACGGCUGGUACACCAAGAACAAGGCCAACAACCGCCUCGACGUGGCCAUCGUCGAAGCCUCCGCCAUCACCGAGGACGGCGGCAUCAUCCCUGGUGCUAGUGUGGGAGCAUCGCCGGAAAUCAUCCAGAUGGCUGACAAGAUCAUUAUCGAGCUUAACACCGCCACUCCCAGCUUCGAAGGUCUACACGAUAUCACCAUGACGGAACUACCACCUCGACGAAAACCCUACUUGAUCAUGGCACCCGAAGACCGCAUUGGAACGCCGCAUAUCCCCGUCGACCCGGAGCGUGUUGUGGCCCUGGUCGAGUCCGACUAUCCUGACCAGACGACCGAGAAUGCUCCCGAGGACGCGACCUCGCAAGCCAUUGCUGAGAACCUGAUCGAGUUCCUGCAACACGAGGUCAAACACAACCGUCUGCCCAAGAACCUUCUGCCCAUCCAAUCCGGCAUCGGAAACAUUGCUAAUGCUGUGAUCGGUGGUCUGGCUAAAGGCGGAGCCGACUUCAAGAACCUGAAGGUGUGGACCGAAGUGCUGCAAGACUCCUUCUUGGACCUGUUCGACAGCGGCAACUUGGACUUUGCCACGGCCACGUCCAUCAGGUUCUCGCCCGGUGGGUUCCAGCGGUUUUACGACGGCUGGGAGAACUACCACUCCAAGCUGCUGCUGCGAUCUCAACAAGUGUCGAACUCGCCCGAAAUCAUCCGCCGUCUCGGUGUGAUUGGUAUGAACACGCCAGUUGAAGUCGACAUAUACGCCCACGCCAACAGCACCUGUGUCAUGGGCUCACGCAUGCUAAACGGCUUGGGAGGAUCGGCGGAUUUCCUCCGUUCUGCCAAAUACUCGAUUAUGCACACCCCCAGCACGCGGCCGACCAAGACCGACCCGACGGGUGUGAGCUGCAUUGUGCCCAUGUGUACCCACAUCGACCAGACCGAGCACGAUCUGGACGUGGUGGUGACUGAGAAUGGUCUGGCUGAUGUUCGAGGCAUGUGCCCCCGCGAGAGGGCUCGAGAAAUCAUCAAAAAGUGCGCCCAUCCGGAGUACAGACCCAUCCUCCAGGAGUACUUCGACAUCGCCGAGUACGAGUGCUUGAAGAAGGGCAUGGGCCACGAGCCUCAUCUGUUGUUCCAGGCCUUCGACAUGCACAAGAACCUGGCCGAGAAUGGCACCAUGAAGAUCAAGGGCUGGAGCAAAGAUCAAAAGCUGUGGUAG